Clunio marinus is the source of this 1694-nucleotide messenger RNA. NCBI's taxonomy places the organism in Eukaryota, Metazoa, Arthropoda, Insecta, Diptera, Chironomidae. The record is from the annotation of a GenBank genome assembly.
AGUGUAGUUCUUAAAAUAAUGUAAACAUUGAUGUUAAAAUGUUGAAUAUCUUCAAAACUUCGUCGCGCUUCUUCCGAGUUUUAAAUUAUUGUCACCAAAGAAACCUAAGUGUCGACUUGAACCAGAAAUCUUAUAUAAAAGAAGGUGGCAGGAAUAUAGUUGACUUCUAUUUAAAUCUUUUAGAUUUAAAUACGAGAAAAGCAGUUGAACUGGUACAAAAACAUCCAGAAUUGUGGAGGGAAAAUGUGGAUUUUUAUGAGAUAAACAACACUGUUCAAUAUCUCAAAGCAAACAAAAUGACUAACGACGAUAUAUUAAAUUAUCCUUCAUGUAUGCUCUUAAGUCGAAUGACGCUCAUGAAUAGAAAACAGGUUCUUCAUGAAUGUGGAUUUCAGAAACUUCAAAUAUAUCUUUUUCAUAGAUUUUUAGUUAUAAUGAAAAAGGAAAUAAAUCGUCUUAAAGCUUUCAAUUAUAUUCCACAAAAGAAAAAUGUGGUUGAGGAUAUGCUGAAGCAUCUUGAUGUUCCAAUAACAUUUAAAGAGAAAGUGAAUGAAGAAAUGUCACUUCAGGAAAUACGGAAGAAGAUAAUCAAUUUGUAUCUUGCAAGAAAACUUCAAAUGACGGAAGAAGAUAUCACAAAAACCUUUCAUAUUUAUCAACGAUUGAAACACAGAAGCUUAGAUUCGAUUGUGCGAAUUAUUGAUGUAAUGGAGAAUAAACUGGGAUACCAAAGAGAAAAAAUAAUAAGCAAUGCUUUUCUACUUCAUGCAUGUCCAGAUAAUCUGAUUCGAAUGCUUACUGAAGUUCCGUAUAUUGGCAACACCCCAAUAGAAAAGAUUCUCAUACAAAGGCCGAAGAUUGUAAUGACUAGUGUAGAUACAAUUAAAAAAAUCCUUGAACAUUUAAAAUCUUUUGAAAUCUGUGAAUCAGCACUUUUGAAAUGCACAGGAAUAUUGACACUUGGAGCUGAUACGGUUUACAAUCGUUUAGUUCAAUUGAGAAACAUUGAAGAGUUUAAUGUGCUGCGAAGACAUCCUCGAAUACUUUUCUUAAUUUAUUUCCAAAACAAAGCAAAAAAUAGGCUUGACUAUCUUAAGCAAAUCAAAGUUGGAUGUGCCUCAAUCCAUUUACUCUCAAGCACCUCAGAAACAUUUGAGAAAUAUGCAAGAAGUGGAACUGACAAAACAAAAGGGCAUGACAUUUUGUUUUACAUAGCAAAAGUUUUAAACAAAGACAGAGAUGUGGUCAGAAGUCAGUUGAGCAGACAUCCUUAUUGGCUUCAUGUGCCUCUCUUAAAUGUCAAAACUGCAUUUGAAUAUCUUCGCUACAAAAAAUUUAAGUCUGAAGAUAUUUCAUUAAAUAUAGUUCUUCUUCUUUAUCCCGUUGAGAGAAUAGAACAGAAAUUAAAAAACAUUUUGGAAUUACAAGUAGAAAAGUGUGAAGAAAAUAUGAUUCUUGGACCACCUGCAUUAAGACUAUCAAAAAUUCAAUUGUUGAGUCUCUGUCUUUACUCGAUUGAAUUUGAUUUUCAUUUUAGUGGCGAUGGAAUUUGGGAAGUGAAUAAACAUGAUCAAAAACAAGAUAUUUAUAACGCACCACUUCCAAUUAUACAAAAACAGAAUUUUCGUAAAUAUAAAGUUAGCCAUUUAAAGCGUAAUCAAGAGGAUCUGGCAGUUGAAAAGAACAUCGUAUAA